Molecule: messenger RNA, 2162 nt
Organism: Ostrea edulis (European flat oyster)
Lineage: Eukaryota; Metazoa; Mollusca; Bivalvia; Ostreida; Ostreidae
Exons: 12
Coding region: 34-1863 (609 amino acids)
Source: RefSeq, a predicted model, not a curated record
CUAACAUGAGACAAAUAACAUGGGAGAGCCGCCAUGGAGUGUUAUCAUACACAUAUCAAGUUAUUACUGUUUCAGUGUUUUCUACCAAUUAUAUUGACGUCCAUCGACAAACCCCAACUCGUCAUCAACGGGGGCGCACAGGUGGAUCUUAUCCUCAUUAAAGUUCUACAGGCACGUGGGAAUGGAUCGUCUUUAUCCUUCACGGUAGAUUCAACUGUGUCUUACUUUGUUGUAGAAAUACAGAAUGUAAGUCUACACCAGAACUGUAUGGUAGAAGGACCGAAUGGUGACACUGUCCUCGCGUUGGGUGAUAAUGAAUCUGGUGGGGGAAAAAAGAGAAUUGCAGUAACAACACCAAGUGUAGGUGCGUGGUUGGUCAUGUGUUCAGAUGAGCAGACGUACACAGCAUUUGUGUGGGGACUUAGUGACGUCACUUUCCAAGUUCAUUUCUUGGACUUGUCCGACAAUCCGCUCAUUGGAGACCCUAUAGAAGAUACCAAUAUCACCCUAGGCAUUGAGGUUUCUGGGAUGGAAUCACUAGAAUUCAUUUCCAGUGUAGAGAUAAUUUACAACAAUGGUGUUACAGAUAUUUACAAUGUCUCCAAGCAAGGUUCCGGACGUCAUCAUAACUUCUAUGAGUUAGAAUUAACCGUACCGGACCAAGCCUUCCGUGUUGGUCUAACAGCCACAGACACGCGCAACAACACCGUCCAUAGACAGAGUCCUAUGUUAUUCCAACCGAAGGCAUUUACUGUGUCAAUUUCACAGAUUACAACAGACACCUCGCCGGGAAGCAAUGUCGUGUUUGUCUACAAUAUAUAUAACCACAGAGUCAGUAGCCAGACCUUUAGUACAGAAGUCAUACUUGAUACCUUACAGCCGGAUGAAUUCUCUAGCAACGCCACGGCAGGUGAUGAAAUCGAGGUUCCCUCUUAUACCAAACAAUACGGAGCAUUUGCCGUCAUGAUUUCUUCUAGUGCGUCUGUUGGGACCUCUUGCAAUGUAAUUCUAAGUGUGAAGAGAAUCAAGGGGAACGUGGAAUUGACAAAACUUUUAUUGAUUGUACAACCCAACAAUAUCCUAUCGACUCCAAAAUCAGAAUUGAUGACGUCACCUGAAACGAAUCCAAGAAAGAGUACCCUCACUCCCAGAACCACUUCACAGGAUAUUACGUCAUAUUCAAAUUCAACAGCGUGGGUUACCAACAGCAGCAUAGUAGAGAAAAAGUCCUCUAUUUCCAAAACGAUAACCCCUCCAUGGACUAUAUCCACAAUCAGUGAUUUGACUCUCGCCACCUCGCAGACCGACGUUUCUCCUCCAGCAUUCAACAAAGUGUCAUUCAUCGACAGAUGUUAUAUCAAAGUCAAAUGCACGGCAGGGGAAUGGGUGGUGCAUUUUGUAGUCCAAGAUAACGAAUCCGGGAUACACCGCGUGAUGGCGGAGGACACGACUCAUUCCAAUGUCCAUACAGAGAACUUCCCAGACGGUCUGGCCAAGGUGCCCGUCCAUGGGAACAUAAGUACCAGUUGCUGUCAGAACGAGGCUGUAUUGGUUGUGGAAGAUAUGAAGGGAAAUUGGGGUCGUUAUCACGUGACAUACGAACGUCAGAACUCAACCGGAAACGGAAACAACACCACUGAAGAUGUCACUAAACAUCAUCUGAGGGAACUGGCAGCCACUGUUGUUGGACUGUGUGCAGGAAUCCUUGCGUUUAUAAUUCUUCUCACAUUUAUCAUUCAGUUCAAAUCGAAGAUUGUUUCUGGUUUUUCUUCCAUAAAAUUCCCACGUCCUGAAAAGCAAAUCGAGAUGCGUGUUCCACACAGAGUGUCAGUAAAUAUCGAGGUCAUGGACGAGAACAAAUAGGGUGUGCCAUGUUAGAAGUGUGUGAGUAAAUGGAAGUGAUCUGCCUUGUUACAUAUUAGCUCAAACAGAAAAUCAUUAUACCUAUAUGAAGUGGGUUCGAUUUCUAAAAGAAUUCCACGAACCAAUGUCAAUGUAGAUGUGAUAUUUAUUUAUUUAUUUUCGAUCAUAUUAAUGUCUAUACUUGUAUCUGCCAUUGUGCUAUAUAAAUAAUUGUAUAGAUCCUGGAGUCAUCAAUCGAUUGACUUUGGAUUUAUUCUAUGCAGAAAUCGUGCAUUAUUUCAUAUUAAAAAUCAUUCAUU